Molecule: messenger RNA, 4991 nt
Organism: Parasteatoda tepidariorum (common house spider)
Lineage: Eukaryota; Metazoa; Arthropoda; Arachnida; Araneae; Theridiidae
Biological process (GO): intracellular protein transport; protein targeting; protein import
Cellular component (GO): membrane
Molecular function (GO): ATP binding
Source: RefSeq, a predicted model, not a curated record
UUUUUUCAUAAGGUGGUGAAUCACGAAAGAUUUUGAAACCUCCUACCGGACUGCAGUCAAAAAAGUGUGAGAAACACUGAGCAACCUGAUACUGAAAAUCAGUUGACUCUCUUAAAUAUAUUAGAAAAGCUUCAAUGCAAUGGAAGAAAAAAGAUCAAAUGACGAAGAUCAGCAUGAAGAAUUAACUGUCCAAUCCAACAAGGUGUUUCAAUCUUUACCGAAAGUUAGAUCUGUGUUCGAUGUGCUAAAAAAACAGUUUGAAAGGCACGCUGUAAGGCAACCAAGCAAUGAAAAUAUACCUUCAAACGAGUUCUUUAAUAUUGAUAAAGAACUUGAUAGCAGACAGAAUGAGUGGGGAAAUUUGUCCCGAAUUUCGGAAACGACAACAAUCAAUGCGAAUAUUCAUGAAAAUGAUUUUAAUAGUUGGAGUAAAGGUCAGGUCUUAAAUACGAAAACAAUACAGCAGAGAUUAAGUGAGGACGAAAACCUCAAAUACCAAUCAGAUCAAGUUCGAACAUCUGGUGAUGGCUCCUGGAAUUCUAGUUGGAAUAUCUUUAAUAAAACGAAAAAUCACGCUAGCCAAAAUGAAUCUAAAGAUUUCAGUUGUCAAGAAUUAUUUAGUCACGAUAGAAAACAGUAUGUAAAGAUAGAAAAGAAGUUUGGUAAACUGCAUUAUUCUGGAAAUAUUGUUCUUAAUUUUUCCGAUGUUUGCUGUCAGUUAUAUUUUGGAGCUCUUGGUGUGGAAAGUUUUUUGGUUGUAAAUUGCGUUGAUUCAAAGAAUUGUGACCCAUUUGUAGCGAGAAUUGAGAUCUCAGAUGAAGAAGAACUUAAUUACUCUUAUUCGUUCCAUCGUAAUCAAAAGAAACUGUUGGAACUGAUUACGAUUACUAAGAUAUAUGAAGAUGAGUUAUUAUUUAAAAGAAACGAAGCUUAUGACAGUUUCCUGUUAAUUCUAAAAGAAAGAGCUAAGAAUAUUUCAGAUGAUUUUUGUUGCAGAGAAGAUUUUUUACAGCUUCUGAAUAUAGUAAGGUCUCAUAAUUUGUCCUUGGAUCAACCUUUAUUAUUAUUGAAAGAAAUAAUCCAAAUUGAAAGCAUAUCAAAUGAAGUCAAAUAUCAUGCAGAACGUUUGAGACAGGUAGAAUCUAAACUUUCAACUCGAAAUCAUCAUUUCCCAAAAUGUUGUGUUAAGACUGAUAUGCCUGAUUUAUUCGGAAGAAUAAGAAAUGUUUGUAAGGAGGGAAUCGAUAUUCACCGAAAGAAUUUAAUCAAUGAAUGCCCAAAUAAAAGUUUUAAACUUGUUUGCCUCGUUGUGAAUGUGAACAAUUUACUUGAUAGAAAAAUUCUAUUCAUCAGCAAAAAAGACAUUAAACUGUUUGCUGAUUUGUUGGAAUUCAUGAAUGAACAGUAUCCAAAUGAGAAUCACCUCGCAGAUUUUGUUAAAAACUUGUGGAACAAAUUUUUCAAAAGAAUUGAGGCAGAAAAUCAGAUCAAAUCUCUGAAGAAAUUGGGAUCCAUUACACACCCUAUUUAUUAUUUCCUGUUAAAAUGUUUGCAUGAUAUAGUCUCUGACAUAUAUUCCAAGAGCGCAAAUCAAGUCGAAACAUUAAUUUCCUUUAAUGAUGGAGAUCUCGUUACAGUUGAAGCUAUUACGUGGUCUUCUAACGAUUCUUUAAACAUAUCUCUCGAACAACAGUAUCUUUUAAUGGGUAAACUUAUUAAAUUUUUUGAACCAGGACUUUAUUUUUAUCAAAACAAUUUCAAUUAUGCAUUUAAGUUGUUAAAAGGAGACGAAGAUGUAUCUCUUUUGGAAACAGUUAAGAACAUGUCUCAGGAACGCCUUGUUUGGUUAUACAUAGUUGAUUCUAGCCUCGAACCUAUUUUGUGUGACAAUUCCGCGGCCCGAUUUAAAGAAUUGUCAUUACCAGUACUAAAUGGGUUUGUAAAGUUCAUACAAAAUGUUAGAGAAGAACGACAUGAAACUUGUCGUGUAGCUACUCAUAACAUUAUGCAGUUCGUUACCCGUAUUUCUCCCUAUAUCAGUACAAUUUAUUCGGUUUUAACUAGCAUUGAUCAUAGCAUUUUAAACAAACAAAUAGAUAUUAUAAGCAGUGUACUUAUUUCUGAAGAUAGAGAUACUCUAUCUGAUCAUUUUGCUACUCUAUUAAUGAUUUAUAAUGAGUAUUGGGAUCAUAGAGAUUCAAUAGUUGGAAAGCUUCCAAUACCAUGUAGCAUAUUUAAGUCUGAUGUUGAAUUGGUCAUGAAGAAGUUAUUGGAAAUAGUUCAAAACGCAUUUUUGAAAGAAAUUGAUGUACUUGUAAGAAUAAAAUUUUUAAGGUUAUACAACGAGUUUUUGAAGCAUCUGCAAGGCAUCAAUUUUCAAUGGUUUAUGUCUAAAUUCUCCUAUUUCCCUGAGUUAGAAGGAGCUGUUGAAGAGAUUACAAAGAACGAUGUUACAUCUUAUCGUGUAAUAGAACCAGAAGAUUUUGUGGAAAUUUUUAUGAAGAAUGAAAAACCAAUCCCAAAGCAUUUUUUGCUUGAGGCAGUAAAAAAUUUGUUGGAUGUUGUAAGAAUGUCUCUGGACAAAGAAGGCUGGAAUGAUGAAGAUAGUGUAAAAUCAGCAGGUGAUUUGCUCCUUGCUGUUGGACACUCCUUUACUCAUUUUGAAGAUCAAGUUGAUUAUACGGACUUGGAGCAUUUCUUGAGAGAUUGCACGCUACCUUUUUACUGUGUUGUACAGAACAGCUAUACUUACUCGGAUUUCAAGAGACGUUUAGAUAAUGUUGAAAACUUCUACGUCUAUGUCAGAAAGCAAAAUCAAAUUGGUAUUCAGGUUGCUUUAAAUCUCUGCGAACAAGAAGUGUGUAAAGCUGAAAAAAGUGGGUUUGAAACCAUGAUGGAUAAAACCAUAUUAAAAGAAUGCUAUGUCUUAUAUUCUAAGAAGCUUCUUUCUUUGGAAAACUUCGGAAUUUCAGAAAUUUUGAAUGACAUGGAAAAUCAACUAAAAAAGGUAAAAAAAUUGCCUUUACAUCAGUGGACAUCGGAUUUUAAACUGACUUCAUUACCAGUUUUGUUGGCUAAUUUAGCUGCAGUUUGGUCUAUGCAAGAGUCUGAGGAUGUGUCUGGUAUAAAGAACAAAAUUGAGCCACACUGCGUUCAAAUUCUGUGCAUAUUUAGGCUUUUGGGAGUUGAUAAAGACUCUGUUGGAGUUCCUAAACAUUUUGCUCAAGUCUUAACGGGUCAAGGAAAAUCCCUCAUUUUAGCUCUGAUUUCAGCUUUAGUUGCAUUAACAGAUAAUGAAGCUUGUAUCGUUUGUUAUAGCUUUUAUUUAGCACAGCGUGAUAAAACAAGGUUCAAUUCAUUUUUCGAAACUUUUAAUAGAUUCGGUGUAAAGAACAAGAUAAGUUACAAUACGUUUGACUUCAUGGCUAAUGAAACUUUAUCGCGUAAAGUUAAUGGGGUAGAGGUACCUUUAAGAUCCAUUAUUACUGAUUUGGUUUCAAACAAACUUCCAACACAGGUUGUUCGUACUAUCCAGAAAUCUGAAAGAGUAGUUCUUUUAAUUGAUGAGGUGGAUGUUUUUUUCUCCGAGGAUUUUUACGGAAAUGUUUACGCUCCUGUUGUACACGUAGGUAUUCCAGCACUACUGAAAAUCCAACCGAAACUCUGGGAAAUUAUACAGAAUGGAGUUCUUUUAAAAAAAAGAAUUUUGGAGCAGAUCAGAGUGUUCAUAAGUGAGUUAAUAAAAGAUGAAAAUUACGAAGAUUUUAGAAAUUUCUUGAAAACUACCUCUGUUUUGUUUGAAAAGGAAUUGGAAAGAAUGGUUGGAGAUGCGGUACAUGUUUUUAUUGAUGCUGAUAGUAAGGGUGAGUAUAAAAUCAACCAGCAGGGAUUUAUUUGCCGAAAAGAUAAAUAUUUCCAAUACUGUACAAACACGUAUGCAUCUUAUGUGAAUACAUUUAAUUAUUUUCGGCUUAAAAAGGAAAACUAUGAUGAUAAAAGUUAUUCAAAUUUUGGAUUUUUGCAUGUGAAAGUAGGCUCUAUCUCAUAUGCUAGCUUACCUUUACGAUACCAAAGUAUUCUGGGAGUAAGUGGAACUCUAUUGAAUUUAAAUGACUCCGAAAAAAACGCUUUGAAGAAUUACGGUAUUCAAACCAUGUCUGCUAUGCCAUCCUUUUUUGGAGAGCUCAAGCUUGUUUUUAACCCCCUCGAACAUGUAUCUAUUUUAAACUCAAAAACGAAUUGGCUUACAAAAAUAUUCGAAAGUAUUUCUAAAAACGUUCACCUCAAUCGUGCUGUAUUGGUUUUUUUCGAAAAUGAUACAGAAAUGGAGUUAUUCCAAAGGGAGUAUCAAUCUAGCGUCGAUCGUCUGUAUACACUUACAGGAAACGAAGAUCCAAAAACUUUAGAAUGGCGUAUUAACGAGGCUGGAGUUGCACGAACUGUGACACUAGCUACAAAGACUAUGGGGCGUGGUAUUGACUACAAGUCGAACGAUAGAAGUGUUGAAGAAAACGGCGGUGUGCACGUCAUCCAGACGUUCUUCUCUUCAGACGAAAAGGAGGAGAUACAAAUUAAAGGUAGAACAGCUCGUAAAAAUAACCAGGGUAGUUAUGAGCUGAUCCUUGACCGCUCCCAUUUGGAAGAAAUGAGCUACUACACAACUAAAACAUAUGAAGAGCUUUGCAAUGAGAGACAAUAUGCAGAAAAUCUCAGAGGAGAUAAUAUCCAAAAAGGAAUGAAAAUUGCAGAGGUAAACCACAACAAAACCCUGGAAUUUUUCGAAUCCUUAGCAAAAUAUACGCCUGAAAAUCGCAAUGAGUAUUUGUCAAAGUUGAUUGCCUGAGUAACUAGUUGUAGACUUUCUGCGACAGUUGUUUAAAUUUUGUAUAAUUUGUGACUGUAUAUAAUCAACAAAAAGGUCACUAUGUCAUCAAAACUAUUGUGCCUUAUUAUUAACUAUAUUGUUUUUUUUUUUAAAUAAUUCUUUGUCU